AUGGCGAACGGCCCUCAGACAAGAUCACAGGCGAAACAGGCAAAACGCGCCUUGUUGGUUCCAGCAAUCGACGCAUGGGACGACGACGAACCGCUCACCGAGCUCGACGAUGAAGAUGAUGAACUCGAAGAGGAAUCGCAACCGCCACCCCCGCCACCGACCAAGUCAAAGUCCAAGGCGACAGCGAUAACGAAAGCAGGUCCUUCAACGGGCCCCGCGCGGGCGACUCGACCUUCUACGCAGAGCCGGACUCGCGAAAGCCGCAAGAAGACGGAGGCUCAGCUGCGCCCAUACCUAACCCAACCAAUUCCCAGUUCGCAGUCUUUGUCGGUCCUCUAUGACUUGAUCAAGUCGGGCGACUUGGACCUGGAACCGGAUUACCAGCGAGACGUUGUUUGGACAGACCACAAGCAGUCGCAACUUAUUGAUAGCAUUUACAACAACUAUCCCAUUCCCCCCAUCAUCUGCGCGGCCACAGUCGACCAGUACGGUCAAGUCAUCCGUCGUACUUGCAUUGAUGGCAAACAGCGCCUGACUUCGAUCACAAAGUUCAUGGAUGGAGAGAUUAAAUAUUAUAACCCGCGGAUAAAGAAGUCGUGGUACACCAAGCCCAAGAGACCAAGAGCGACCGGAAGAGUCAUGACAGACAGAGAGCAAAACGAUUUCAAGACAAAAACGUUCCUCGUAUGGGAGUACCACAACAUUACAGAAGAACAAGAGCGGGAGAUCUUCCAGCGCGUCCAGCUUGGUGUGGCCCUUACCCCGCAAGAGCGACUGCAGUCUGUAAAUGGGGCCUACGCGAACCUCGUCCAUAAAGUUCGCAGGAGACUCAAUGAAACGAACGUGUUCAGAAAUUUCUCCGAAUGGGGCGGCAACCGGGGAAAGGACUAUGCCUCUAUCGCCCAGAUCGCGUACCUCAUCUUCCAUGCGACGGAGAGUAGCAAAGAUAUCGGACUGACGCAGCAGAAGCUGGAGAAGUGGCUGCAAACGACCAGUGCCUCGACCAUCCAGGACGAGAAACUGGACAACAGUUUGAAGACGGCGUUCGAUAUCUUUUUCCGCCUCGUCCAUCACGAUCUAUAUGGUCGAUCCAUCACGGAACGGCCCCUGGAACCAUUGGAACUCGUCCUGUCGGUGUACUUGAUCCACCAUUACAAGAAACGGAUGACGGAUUCACAGGUUUCGGACGCCAUUGGAGUUCUUCGAGAUCAGCUCCGGGGCCAAACCGCAUCCAACAGCGAACGGAAACAGGUCAGCAGAGUAUUCAACGAUGGACUGAAUUUCGUCAUUCGCCAGAUAGGCAAGCGCGAGUUCAAGAUCCACGGUGACAUUAGGACUCUUGCCGCUGACGAGCCACCCUUGGACCCCGCUGUGCUGGAGGCUGAUUUGGAGGAGGAGGAAACGGAGGAGGUUCCUAGUGCUCUCUCCAAGGGGAAGAAACGCGCUCGGACUGAAUCAGAGCCUGUCGACGAUGAUGCCAUGGAUGUGGACGAGCCUGAUGCCGAGCUACCUCCAGCAAAGCGAUCUAAGAAGGCAGAGACGCGACCUACCCCUCAGCCCAAGACGGCUGCCGCACAGCAAGCUGCGGACGACGACGACGAAGAUAGCGACGAUGAUACUCCCUUAAUCAAACGACCGCCUCCUUCACGGUCUACAAACCGACUGUCAGUUGCCAAACCUUCGUCGUCAGCUGCUGCUACCAAAAUCCGGAAAAACAAGACGUCCACUUCGAAACCAUCACCCGCGAAUCCCAGUCAAGAAGAGCCAAGCGUACUGUUGCAGACCGCGAAAUCGUCGUCACAUCCGUCGAGGAAGAGGAAGGAAGCUGCCGCCGGGCUCGCUCCCCAACCGAAUGAGUCGCCUCUCACUUCUGCUCCGCCCACUCCCCUUCCGGUUGCUCCUCCUGUGCUUCAGACUCGGGAUGUCGAAAUGCAGCCUCCACCUUGCUCCUCGACCGCGGCGGUCAAUCGUGCGCCUGCUUCAGCGAGGCCGAAUUUAACGCCCAAGGUCGAGGCGAUGACGUCCAUGCCGCCUGCAAUGAGCGGAACAUCGUCUGUCCCGCCUCUUCCCAGUACUGGAUUCCGUGGAUCAAGCAGUGACCGGUUCGAUCGGAUGGCUCCCUUGAGAGAGUUGAGUGCUGCUGCCAGUGGUGGUAGUCAAAUUUCUGCAACGCCCGUCUCUGCUCCGCAACCACUACAACCAACGCAACCGCAACCUCAUCCUCAAUCUCAGCCAUCGGCACAGACUGCGGAAUUGUCUGUCGCCCAGCAUAAAUUGCCGACGCCGCCUGCCCAGGACGAUAUUGCUCCUCCGAGGGCAAGUGGGAGCACUGCUUCUAUGUCGUUCACACAACCGCCGUCGAGAUCUGCGCCUGCGAAGCCCUCGGUUGCGACUGCGAGUCAGCCUGCAGCACCGCCAGCGCUCAGUGUAUCGUCUGCACCGCCUACUUCCACCGGGUUUGCGAGGUAUGCGGGGCAGUUGCCCACUCCACUUUCCGCUGGACCUUCCGCGGGACCGUCGAGCUUUUCUUCGGCGUCUGGCUUCAACCCCUCGGGAUCGUCCUCGUGUUCGGUUUCGUCUAUGAAGGUUUCUGCGACUGCGACUGGGCCGUCGACUACGCCGAAUGUUGAUAAGUUGAAGAACUUGAAGUUCACGAAGCAUCCGGGUCACCUGCCGGCACCUGGAUCGAGUUCUGCGGUGCCCCCUCUGCCGACUCGGCCUGGUGUUCCGGGGCAGGCGAGGACGACGCUGAGUCCUGCGACUUGGGGUCCGUCUGGCAGUGGUAGUGGGAGUGGUGGAGGUAGUGGAGGUGGAGAAAGAGAAAGAGAGUUGGGAAUGAGGAUGAGACCUAUGCCAACUAACUCGACGUCGAAUCCGCGAUCUGAGCGUCCGUUACCGACAAAUCGACCACCUUCGCCCCAGCAGCUCACGGAUGGUCCAGCUAUUUUGCGGAGGGUUCCUGGUGUGCCGCCUGGUGUGCGUGUGCCGAGUCAUCACCAACAGCAGCACCAGCACCAGCAUCAGCCGACGAGGGAUCCCAGGAGGCCACCUCAGGGGCAUCGACCUAUGCCCGGGAGGUAG
This is a messenger RNA of Coprinopsis cinerea okayama7#130, 3081 nucleotides long. RefSeq lists its product as hypothetical. Lineage: Eukaryota; Fungi; Basidiomycota; Agaricomycetes; Agaricales; Psathyrellaceae. The transcript has 10 exons. The record is from RefSeq and is a predicted model, not a curated record. Bases 1 to 3081 code for a protein of 1026 amino acids.